This is a messenger RNA of Leptopilina heterotoma, 1119 nucleotides long. RefSeq lists its product as uncharacterized. The transcript is spliced from 9 exons. The coding region runs from base 4 to 1119 and encodes 371 amino acids. Lineage: Eukaryota; Metazoa; Arthropoda; Insecta; Hymenoptera; Figitidae. The record is from RefSeq and is a predicted model, not a curated record.
AUAAUGAAGAGAAAACAACAAUUGAGUUUAAAAUCAACAAAUGAAUCUCGUGAAGGACAUUCUACCAGAUUUUUCUACGGUAACUUACAGACACAAAAAUCUGACGAAAAUUUGACAUUUUCUUCAUCGUCAUCAACUCCAAAGACAGAAGAGGCAGAACAUCGAAAAGCAGAGAAGAAAACUUUUCGCUCGAGUGGAAUAUUCAGAUUAAAAUCACCAACUAGAUCUCGCGAAGAAAUGUCUACCAGUUCAAUUGGAAAGACUGAAAAUGUGAAAGCUGGAAUUCCGGAGAAACAAUCUUUUACUUCCAGUGAAAGAUUGAGUUUAAAAUCAACAAAUGAAUCUCGUGAAGGACAUUCAACCAGAUUCUUCUACGGAAACUCACAGACAAAAAAAUCUGACGAAAAUUUGACAGUUUCUCAAUCACCAACAACUUCAAUGACUGAGCAGGCUGAACCUCGAAAAGCAGAAAAGAAAACUUUUCGCUCGAGUGGAAUAUUCAGAUUAAAAUCACCAACUAGAUCUCGCGAAGAAAUGUCUACCAGUUCAAUUGGAAAGACUGAAAAUGUGAAAGCUGGAAUUCCGGAGAAACAAUCUUUUACUUCCAGUGAAAGAUUGAGUUUAAAAUCAACAAAUGAAUCUCGUGAAGGACAUUCAACCAGAUUCUUCUACGGAAACUCACAGACAAAAAAAUCUGACGAAAAUUUGACAUUUUCUUCAUCGUCAUCAACUCCAAAGACUGAGCAGGCUGAACCUCGAAAAGCAGAGAAGAAAACUUUUCGCUCGAGUGGAAUAUUCAGAUUAAAAUCACCAACUAGAUCUCGCGAAGAAAUGUCUAACAGUUCAAUUGGAAAGACUGAAAAUGUGAAAGCUGGAAUUCCGGAGAAACAAUCUUUUACUUCCAGUGAAAGAUUAAGUUUAAAAUCAACAAAUGAAUCUCGUGAAGGACAUUCUACUAGAUUCUUCUACGGAAACUCACAGACACAAAAAUCUGACGAAAAUUUGACAUUUUCUUCAUCGUCAUCAAAUCCAAAGACUGUGCAGGCUGAACCUCGAAAAGCAGAGAAGAAAACUUUUCGCUCGAGUGGAAUAUUCAGAUUAAAAUGUAACACCAACUAG